UGGCAAUGCCAGCCUGUCUAUAAGGAUAAUACUACUCCCCCGGGUUAUUGAGAUCGUCCAUCGCCCCCUCCAGAUGUCGCGAUAAGUGUUUGGAAUCCUGAUCACCUCUGCGCCAGGAGACAUUGAUGGUCCAGAUCCCCGGGAUACACAGGUAGGAUGGCGGCGGCGGAGUUCAUCAAGAGCUGCUGUAAAGGAUGCUUCCAGGGCGACAGCAAGAGCGCCUUGUCAGAUGCAGGACGCAUUGAAGGAACCCGGAGAGGCUCCCAUAUUGUGGAUCUCCCCCCAAUGUCGGCCGUCUCCAUUAAAAGGCAGGUGGGGUGCACGGAGGAUUAUCUACUGUCCAAGCUGCCGGCGGACGGGAGGGACGUGCCAUUCGUUGUGCCAACAUUUAAGCCCUCCUAUAUUCAGCCAAGAACAGUGACCAGUCCGACACACAUGGAGGGCGUGAAAGGAUCUGCGAGGGCCACAUUUACCGACAGGAAGUCUGAACUUUCCACUAUGUAUCUGCAAGGACCCAAUUACGAUGUGGUUUAUAAUCCGGGCUACGUCCUGCAGCACAUCUCGCCUGACCUAAACCGGCGGGCGACUCUUAACCAGAAUAACGCCAGGCUGUACGGUUCAGUCUGUGACCUUCGAAAUAUCAAAACCAGCGACAAUACAGGUCUGAGCACCUCCAUGUAUGACCUCGGCAGCUAUAUCCAGAGAUACGAUUCUAUCUCCAGUAUUCGGAGCAGUAAUUCCUCCAGAAAGGACUCGCAGGGGAGCAACCGCAGCCUAGACACAAUAACAUUGUCGGGGGACGAGCGCGAGUUCGGGAGGUUACAUUUCAGACUGCGGUACGUGACAGCGGUGGAGCAGAUCUGGAUCACAGUGUUACAACUGAAGGAUCUGUACUGGCCGGCGAGCUGCGGGGAUUCCCCGAAUAUCUAUAUUAAAGGAAUAAUUACCCUCCCCAAACCCAUCCAGUUCAAGUCCUCUCCUAAGGAAGCCGCUCUGGACGUAGAAUUCAUGGAAACCUUUGUGUUCGCCAUAAAAUUACAAAGUCUUCAGAACGUGCGGCUGGUGUUUAAGGUGCUGAGCCUGACGCCGCGGAAGAGGACCAUCAGCAAGUGCUCCAUAUCCCUGCGGGACCUGAGCGAGGAGGAGACCGAGCACUAUCUGGACGUGGCGCCAUCUUCAAAACUGCCGGCCUGUCAAGCGGAGCUCCUGAUCGGGACGUGUUUCCAGGCAAUAAAUAGCAGGAUCCAGUUACAAAUCCUCAAGGCUCAGAACCUGCCAAGCUCAUCCACACCGCUCGCCAUAAAUUUCUUUGUGAAGGUGGAGAUGUUCAGCACGGAGGGCGUGCUAUACAAGAAGAAAACGCGACCGCUAAAGAUAUCAAAUUCCCAGGUGAACUGGGGGGAGACCAUGAUUUUCCCGGUGACGCAGAAAGAGGAGGGAAUAAACUUCCUGAUCAAGUUGUACAGUCGCAGUUCAGUCCGACGGAAACAUUUCAUCGGACAGGUUUGGAUCAGCAGCGACAGUAACAGCAGCGAAGCCGCAAAUCAAUGGACGGACACAAUAAGCCACCCAGAGAAAGUGGUGACAAAGUGGCAUAAACUGAACAACCUGACUUAGUGGAUCCCUGCAGACCGGGCAAAGACUAUGUAUAAAGACUGUAUGAUGGGUCCUGCCCCCUGCACAUAGCAAUGGAUGCCGCCUGGAAACAAGGGACGGACAUACAGGCCGCAGCGGUGAAUACCUCAUCUGAACACAUCAUGAAAAAUUGUAUUUUAUUAUUGUGAUAUUAUUGUGAUAUUAUUGUGAUAUUACUGUUAAUGAAUGUAAAUCAGUCUUCCCCAAUCUGUGGCUCUCCAGCUGUUGCAAAACUACCACUGCCAUCCAGGGCUGGUGCAAGGAUUUUGCCACCCUAGGCAAAAGCGAAUUUUGCCGCCCCCUUGACUCCACCCAUUUGCCCACCCUUUAAAACGCCCCAUCUUACUACUGGGGUGACACACUGUAACAAACCUCCUCCUCAUGUAAUCUCCUUACUACUAGGGUGA
Hyla sarda is the source of this 2042-nucleotide messenger RNA. It is a transcript of the gene TC2N, whose product is annotated as tandem C2 domains, nuclear. Gene Ontology annotation, cellular component: nucleus. The transcript has 12 exons. NCBI's taxonomy places the organism in Eukaryota, Metazoa, Chordata, Amphibia, Anura, Hylidae. The record is from RefSeq and is a predicted model, not a curated record. Bases 157 to 1617 code for a protein of 486 amino acids.